UGGAAAUGUAAUAUUGGCCUUGGGGCUCUCCAGCCCUUUGGGCUUUCCAAUGGGAUCUUAGAAGCAGCCGAAGCAGCGUGAAGGGCAGCAACCCCAAGCCAGCCAGGAGUUGAACACUCUGCCCUACAGCUCUUCUGGAUCGAGGAGCCCAAAGCCCUGCCCUCACCGUUCACCAGGUCACAGUUUUUGUCUGCUUGAACACACAUGGCUUUGUUACGAAAAAUUAAUCAGGUGUUGCUGUUCCUUCUGAUUGUAACCCUCUGUGGGAUCCUGUAUAAGAAAGUUCAUAAGGGAACUGUGCUCAGGAAUGAAACAGAGGAUGACUCCGAGCCUCCUGAGGAAAUGGAGGAGGAGAUUCCUGUGGUGAUUUGUGCCGCGGCAGGGAGAAUGGGUGCCACCAUGGCUGCCAUCAACAGCAUCUACAGCAACACUGAUGCCAACAUUCUGUUCUAUGUCGUUGGACUCCGGAACACUCUGUCUCGAAUCCGAAAAUGGAUCGAACAUUCUAAACUAAGGGAAAUAAACUUUAAAGUCCUGGAAUUCAACCCUAUAGUCCUCAAAGGGAAGAUCAGACCAGAUUCAUCGAGGCCUGAACUGCUCCAGCCUCUGAACUUUGUUCGAUUUUAUCUCCCUCUGCUUAUCCAUCGACAUGAGAAAGUCAUCUAUUUGGACGAUGACGUCAUUGUGCAAGGUGAUAUCCAAGAACUCUAUGACACCACCUUGGCCCUGGGCCACGCGGCAGCUUUCUCGGGUGACUGCGAUUUGCCCUCGGCUCAGGACAUGAACAGAUUUGUGGGGCUGCAGAAUACAUACAUGGGCUAUCUGGACUACCGGAAGAAGACUAUAAAAGACCUUGGCAUAAGCCCCAGCACUUGCUCUUUCAACCCGGGUGUGAUUGUGGUCAACAUGACGGAAUGGAAGCACCAGCGCAUCACCAAACAACUGGAGAAGUGGAUGCAAAAAAAUGUGGAGGAAAAUCUCUACAGCAGCUCCCUGGGAGGAGGGGUAGCCACCUCCCCAAUGCUGAUUGUGUUUCAUGGGAAAUACUCUGCAAUCAACCCCCUGUGGCACAUAAGGCACCUGGGCUGGAAUCCAGAUACCAGAUAUUCGGAGCAUUUUCUGCAGGAAGCAAAACUACUCCACUGGAAUGGAAGACAUAAACCUUGGGACUUCCCUAGUGUUCACAAUGACUUAUGGGAAAGCUGGUUUGUUCCUGACCCUGCAGGAAUAUUUAAACUCAAUCACCACAAUAGCUGAUAUAACUUAACAUUUUAAGUAUUUCCUACAUAAAAAUGUGGAAUUGUGCAUUUGUAGCCCUACUAUUUCAUUGUUCUUUAUGAAUAGUACCUUCAAGACAUAUGAUCCACAAUGGAAACCACAAAGACUACUGUGUGCAAACAGUACCCUGGGUCAUGCAGGCAUGGACUCCUUAAGUACGGGGGGGAUUACGGAAAUCACGAUGAGGUGCGUGAGCUGUAUUGUUGGAAGGAAACAAACCCGUCUCGGUUUCAGCAAUCAAUUUGCUUAACUCUGAAUGACAACUUAUAUUCACAAUUUUUAAAAAUUUCUAGAUGUGUUUUUUCACACACAUCUUUUUUUAGGUAUUUUUUAACAGGUUGCGAGUCUUUUGUAAAACAAUAUAUUCCGUUUAAAACAUGAAUGUCUGAAAAAAUAAAAUAUUUGCAGAUUU
Neomonachus schauinslandi (Hawaiian monk seal) is the source of this 1690-nucleotide messenger RNA. RefSeq names its product glycosyltransferase 8 domain containing 2 (gene GLT8D2). Gene Ontology annotation, molecular function: glycosyltransferase activity. The transcript has 10 exons. Bases 205 to 1257 code for a protein of 350 amino acids. Lineage: Eukaryota; Metazoa; Chordata; Mammalia; Carnivora; Phocidae. Gene Ontology annotation, cellular component: Golgi apparatus. The record is from RefSeq and is a predicted model, not a curated record.